Gasterosteus aculeatus aculeatus (three-spined stickleback) is the source of this 1303-nucleotide messenger RNA. It is a transcript of the gene snrnp48, whose product is annotated as small nuclear ribonucleoprotein 48 (U11/U12). Gene Ontology annotation, cellular component: cytosol; nucleoplasm; U12-type spliceosomal complex. The record is from RefSeq and is a predicted model, not a curated record. NCBI's taxonomy places the organism in Eukaryota, Metazoa, Chordata, Actinopteri, Perciformes, Gasterosteidae.
UGAACUGGCAGCAGCGUGGUGACGUCAUAACACCGCGCACGACAUAUGGCUGCCGAAAGAGAAGCGACGGCAAAACACGGAUGAUUUCGAGACAAACCGUCCUUAAACAUCCACAAUUUGGAUACAAAACCUCAAAAUGUCGGACCCGCUGGGAACAAAAACCCUCCAGGACCGCCUGGACCGCCUGCGCGAGCUGACCGAGUUCACGGAGAGCUGCCGGAAGCAGCUCGACGACGCGUUUGAGGCGCUGGGAUGGUCCGAGGACCGCGGCCAGGUAGCGUCGGACGCGAUGGAGCAGUGUCCCUACGACUCCGACCACCGAGUCCCGGCCAGGAGCCUGGAGACGCACAAGGCCCGCUGCGGCCGCCGCAAGAUGGGCUACUGCGCUGAGGAGGAGGCGGAGAUGUUCGACACCUCUGCGUGUUACGAGAACAGCAGCGUCAGAAGCUUCACGAUGGACAAAUCGGCCCAGCACCAGGUGAUCCUGCAGGCCCGCUCCGCCGCGCCGCUGAUGAGGAUGGAGGGAGUCUUCUGGCAAGGUCAGUACUCGGGUCAGCCCGUCGACGUGCCUCAGAACCACAAGCGCGCCGUGUGCGACCUCACCGUGGCCGACCGGCUGGCUCUGUACGACCACGUGGUCCACGUCCUCGGCCGGCAGAAGGAAGCCGUCGCCGCCGGCAACGAGGACCUCUACGUCGACCUGGUGUCCAAGCUGCAGAAGGAUGAGGAGCAGAACGAACCAAAGACUCACCUGGAGCUCAUGGCAGAGAUGAGGGACUACAAGAGGCGGCGCCAGUCCUACCGGGCCAAGAACGUUCACAUCACCAAGAAGUCCUACACCGAGGUGAUCAGGGAGGUGAUCAAUGUCCACUCGGGGGAGCUCACCAGACAGUGGAAAGAAGAAGAGCGAGAGGAGGAGGAGGAGGAGGAGAAGGAGGAGGAGGAGGAAGCCACCAGCUCUGAACUCUCCUCACAGAGGCGGCGGCCGGACGAGAAGCGCUCGGCGUCAUCGGAGUCUCGGCGCUCGCACGGCCGACGCCGUCGCAGCCGGGAACGAAGCCAAGGCCGAGAGAGCAAGAAGAAGAGGAAGAAGAGAGAGAGGGAUUCCUGCUCUCCGGACGAACACCAUCGAAAGAAGAAGAAGAAGAAGAAGCGAGAGGAGAGGGAGAAGGAGAGGUGAUGCAGUCGGAUCGGAUGAGGUCAAAGGUCAUCGGGCCCUCGCGGCUUAAAAGGUGUUACACGUUUGAAAUUCAUAUACAACGAGAUUUUGUAAAAAUAAAAAUAAAUAAAGUUUUGAAAAAGC